This is a messenger RNA of Heterocephalus glaber (naked mole-rat), 6219 nucleotides long. It is a transcript of the gene Smyd4, whose product is annotated as SET and MYND domain containing 4. Gene Ontology annotation, molecular function: histone deacetylase binding. The record is from RefSeq and is a predicted model, not a curated record. Lineage: Eukaryota; Metazoa; Chordata; Mammalia; Rodentia; Bathyergidae. Gene Ontology annotation, biological process: heart development. Gene Ontology annotation, cellular component: nucleus; cytoplasm.
UAGUGGCGGGAUGGGGGGUUUGGGGCGGGGCGCCAAACGGAGCUGCGCGCCAAGUGGGUCCCGGGUGUGUCCGAGAGCGCGGGCUGCCAGUUCCCGAAGUCUUCUCUACGCGCUCUGGGAAUCAUACCCACCGAGGCCUUGACAUUUGGACAGAAUAGUAGCUCAGAGGACGGUCGGAGGUGUUUCCUGAUAACACUGCUGCUAAAUAUAAUCAAAGCAGUGGCCUGGUUCCCUCAGUAGCCCGGUGCAGGCCUUCUGCCCGUUCCAGGCUUUCUACCCUUUCCAGGCCGGGAGUUUGACUCAGUGUCAUCCCUGUCGGUAGAUACGGGCGGCCCAGUCAGAGGAGAGCACAGCCUAACGAGGAGUCUCCACGUGAGGAGCCUGAACUCAAGAUUGAAAGUAGCAUGGAUCUGCCUGUGAAUGAAUGGAAAUCCUACGUACUUCAGAAGUGGUCUUUACUUCCGAAGUCGGCUCAGGUCACAAUUUCUACCACAGAGACUUUAAGCGAAAUCUUUUUUCAUUCUUCCUCAUUUCUUCAAUCUGAGGAUGAGAGGUUUUUAAAAAGACUUUCUCAAGGUUACUUGGUGGGAAAGGAUCCCAACGCUCCCCGUUUCUACAGAGAAGAAGGAAACAAAAACUUCCAGGAGAAGAAUUACACUGGGGCCGCAGUGCUGUACUCUAAGGGAGUUUCACAUUCAAGGCCUAACACUGAGGACAUUUCACUGUGCUAUGCUAAUCGUUCUGCAGCCCUCUUCCACUUGGGUCAGUACGAAACCUGUCUCAACGAUAUCAUCAGAGCACUGGUGCAUGGAUAUCCAGAAAGACUGAAGCCCAAGGUGAUGUUGCGUAAGGCGGAGUGCCUGGUGACCCUGGGGAGACUGAAGGAGGCAAGCCAGACUAUCAGUGAUCUUGAAAGUAAUGUCAGUGCCAGACCAACACCAGCAGCUUCCCCCUUUCACAUUCUGCAGAAAAACCUCUGUGAUCUAAAAAUGAAGAUACAGGAAAAGGAGAAUCUACCAGAAACCUUCCCCACAGCUAUAGCCAAAGACUUUGAGGGUAUGAACCUAACCGAAGAGAAUGAGCAAAUUUCCAAUGCAUCAUCAUCUGUCCGCUUAUGCACAGACCCUUUAAAAGGCCGCUAUUUGGUUGCCAUAAAAGACAUUCUCCCAGGAGAGAUUCUAGUGAAGGAGGAUGCUUUUGUGAGUGUCCUCAACCCAGGAGAAAUGCCACCACUGCAUCAAGGCUUAGAGAGCAGGUGGGAUACCAGAGUUACCAAUGGGGACCUCUACUGUCACAAAUGUUUGAAGCAUACUUUGGCCAUGGUUCCCUGCCAUGGAUGUAGCUAUGCCAACUAUUGCAGCCAGGAGUGUAUGCAGCAGGCCUGGGAGCUGUAUCAUAGCAUAGAGUGUUCUUUAGGGGGGCUAUUGCUCACGCUGGGUAUGUUUUGCCACGUUGCCCUGAGGUUGACUCUCUUGGCUAGAUUCAAAGAUGUGGACAAAGUUGUAAGGAGGAUUUGUGAUGAGAUUAACAACAAGGAGAUAUGUUUACCUGAAAGCAAGACUCUGGUCAAGACAUUCAACUACAACCAGGGGGAAAGAGAAGAAAUUGGCAAAACAGUUGAGACUCAAAUUCCUGGAUGUAAUAUUAAUGGAAAGUAUGAAAAUAAUUAUAAUGCUGUCUUCAGUCUUUUACCCCAUACUGAAAACCAUAGCCCAGAGCAUAAAUUUCUCUGUGCUCUCAGCAUCUCUGCACUGUGUAGGCAGCUUGAAGCAGCCAGCCUGCCUGCCCUCACCACAGGUCUGAAAGCAGCAGUGACUCCUGAGUUGUGUGCGGAUUUGAACAUUUGGGCAGUGGCCAUGCUGCGACACUUGUUACAACUGCAGUGUAAUGCUCAGGCAAUAACUACCAUACAGCACACAGGAUCUAAAGAGAACAUUGUUACUGACAGCGGGCAGGUACGUCUUGCUACAGGCAUCUUCCCUGUUGUGAGCCUCCUGAACCACUCCUGCAGCCCCAACACCAGCAUAUCCUUUGCUGGCACUGUCGCCACCAUUCGGGCAGCCCAGCAGAUUGGAAAAGGGCAGGAGAUUCUCCAUUGCUAUGGGCCUCACAAGAGCUGGAUGAGUAUCGCUGAAAGGCAACAGAAGCUGAGGUCUCAGUACUUCUUUGACUGCAACUGUCCAGCUUGUCAUUAUGAGAAGCUCAGAACAGCUGCAGGGCCCAGGUGGGAAGCAUUCCGUUGUAAUAAUUGCAGAGCACUCAUGCAGGGAGAUGACGUCCUGAGCUGUGGGAACAGAGCUUGUCUGGAACCCAUCAGCAGGAACCACCUGGUCUCUCAGUUGCAGGACCUUCAGCAGCAGGUUGGGAUAGCUUCGAAGCUUCUCAGAAAUGGCAAACUCGACCAAGCCAUUCCAAGGUUGUUGAGGUGCCGGCAAGAUGCUGAGAGCUUCCUGGCAGCAGAGCAUGCUGUGGCAGGGGAAAUUGAGGACAACCUGGCCCGUGCCUAUGCUGCCCUAGGGGAUUGGCAAAAGUCAGCUACCCACCUACAGAAGAGUCUCCAAGUGGUUGAGGCUCGCCAUGGGCCAUCCAGUGUUGAAAUGGGCCAUGAGCUCUUCAAACUAGCCCAAGUCCUGUUCAAUGGGUGUCUACACCUUGCUAUGCAGGCAGUCAUGACCCCCGGUCUUCCCAGCAAGAGGACAAGUACCAUCUUCUGGAGCAGAACUUCAGGCAUUGUGGGGAUGUGGCAAGCCAGCCCUGCAGAAAUAGAGUCACAGGGGAGUCAGGAAGCCCCUGACUUCCAGCCCUCGGCUCUCCCUGGCUUCCAAGGUGCUUCCUGCCUCCCAGGAUCCAUGAUAGAAAAACCUGCAGGCAGCAAAAUGAUGACCCAGCCCCCAAAGGCAGAAGCAGACAUGCAAGAGGCCACUCUCAAAGGAGAGAAAGCGUUGGAGGGGAAAAACCAAAUGAGAUGUGUAUGGCAAAGAGCUGACCUUGAGCCCUGAAGAUGAGGCAUAUCUCUUCCAUCCCUUUGAUGUCUCAUUUAAAAAUGACUUUGAGGGGGUCCCUGUGUUUGUUCCUUUUCAGAGGAAGAAACCCUAUGAGUGCAGUGAAUACAGAUGAAUCUUUAAACAUGAGACAGAUCACAUUCACCAUCAGAGUUCACACAGCAAAGAAGCCCUUUAAGUGUGGCAAGAGUGAGAAGACCUUUCGGCACAGCUCUGAUGUCACUAAACACCAGAAAAUUCACACUGGUGAGAAGCUCUUGAAAUGGGAGGAGUGUGGGAAGGCCCUUAUAACUGCAGCUCCAACCUCCUGAAAUACCAGAAAACACAUGGGUGAGGACCCUUACGAGUGCAAGCAGUGUGGGAAAGCCUUUGCCUACAGUUCCCAUCUCAUCCGCCAGCUGAAGCUCCAUCUUCAGAAGAGGCACUGAACAGGCAAUGGCCUGUGGUGCUCCAAGUUUGUGCCGAUGCACUGUGGCUUCCUUUAUUCGUGGAGGCCCCAGGGGCCAUGUGCAAUAUGCCAGGUGUGCCUCUGACUGCCCAGAUCUGUCAUCACCAGGAAGAUCUACCUGUCUGACGUGUGAGUACCUGAGCUGGCUCAGAAUUUUCUGUACCAAGAACAUAGUAAUAACUCAGAAGCUUCCAGACUCCUUGCAGCUAUGGCUGUUUUCUGAGAUACUCCAUGCUGCUAGGGGCUCAGGACCUGACACACACAGACACAAGCCCUAGGAAACAGCAAGAGUAGCACCUGCUGCCGUUGAGAGCCCAGCACCUCCUGCUUUGCCUUGGCCCUUCCACCACCACCUCUAAAGGCUUCAGCCUGUGGCUACUUUGCCCCCUGGGUCCCCAAGCCCGGCCCUCUGAAGCUAGGAAGGAGCUGGACACCCCAAGUGCGUAGCAGUGCUCUGUGGCCAGCUAAGAGGAUCCAAGUGCCCACUGGGUGACACCAGUUCCCACUCAUCACUUGACAGCUGGCUUCAGUGAUUGUCCUGUGGUUUGUUCUCUGACUUCUGUCCUUAGCUGGGGCCUUGACCCUGGAAGUCAGCUACAUCGUGUGCCCCUCUGCCCCAGCUGUCAUCUCAGACACCAGCCUGACUCACAUGGAUGGUCCCAUCAGACACAUGCUCUGCCCUUUUCUGUGCCCUUGAGCACUGCUGCUAUAGGAGACACCCUGCCCCGAGGUGCCAUUGGCAGCACCAUUGGGAGCUUUGACUCUCUUAAUCUUUAGUGGUGGGGCUGCCCCAUGGUGGCCCUCCACUGAGGCUGCUAGAGCAGAUCACCCCAGCAAGAAGCCCCUGGUGAAACACACAUUUGAAGGGACCUCAAAAGCAAUAGAAAAGACCCCAUGUUCCUGCAUUCAAGAGAGGAGCAGAGGGGACAGUGGCAGUGUGCAGCUCCUUGGGCAGAGAAUGCAGCAGAGAGGCUGCUGAGGACCUGCAGCCCGAAGGGCUGUCACCCUGGGGUCGACUUGGCACCAGGGUGAGAGUGCAAGGAGGCCCUUCAAACACAGCGGAGCAACCACAGGCCCUGGUUCCCAAGCCAACUUUUCCCAAGUGAGCAGCAGUCCUUGCUCACUGUCAGUGGUGCUGUUGAAGAGCCCCCAGCACUAGCUCCUGACUUCAGUGAGGCCAGUCUGGAGAGGCAGUUAAGAAAAACACGCAAUGCUCGAAACCUUCUGGACACCUGAGAUGUAUCCCAGGGGAAACCUAAGACCCCUGCAGCCAAGCACCAGGGUUCUCAUUGCAGGAAAAUGUUUAACCAAAGCCAGAAACUUUGCAGGACUAUGCAGUGUCCACAGCAGACUGGGCAGCAUCUCUCCAACCUCUGUCCAGCAUGCACUGUCCCCCAGGGCUCCAUCCUACAGGAAGAGCACUGGCCAGCAGGGCUGAGUCUGGGCCUCACUUGCAGAGAGCCUCUGCCAGGGACUGGAUAUUGAGUGUCCCUUGAAUGAGCACUUUGUGACCCUCCCUGGCCUCUGUCUCUGAAGCGUUAUCCCAGUCAGGCAGGAAGGCAGAAACUGUCACUAGGGAGAAACAGGAGCAGGAGAGCAGGAGGUGUUGGGGAGGGACACUCUGCCCCCUGGGAGCAGACUUCUGGGGGACACAAACCCAGUUCUGUGGUGGCAGGGCCCUUGUCUGACCUCUGAGUGCUCUUCUGCACUGGGAGGGACAGGAAUGAUCAGUGGCUUAGAGUUGGCCCACACUGAGUCCACUCAAGUUGCCUGGCAGGUUGUAAUCCCAGGGUGCACCUGAGCUUCAUUUCUAGUGACCUUGUAGGUCCUUUCCAAUUUAGGCACCAGUAUGUGAUUAUUCCUCUUCUGUGAGAGUGAGCUGAGGCACUGAGACAUGCUGCAGAAGAAGGCAGCCCCUGGGGCAGGGUCCUGGUCCAAGGUGCUUAUGCCUGUUAAUUUCUGGGGAGACUCAGAGGAAUAGGGUGGGCUCUGGGGCUGGUGUGGACAAGGAGCUCAACCCCGAUGCUGUGGGCCAUGAGCGUGAGCCUGCAGAGCCUGUGCCUUGAGAGCUUGUUUGCUCUUUCCUGGUUCCCUCCUCAAUCUCCAGCUACACAGUCAGCACACUGAGGACAAAAGGCUUGUCAACAACCCUCACCUUGACACCUUGACCAAAACCCACGGACUCGUCCUUGCUGUAGUGACACCCGGGUUGGUGCUGCUGCCCUGCAGAUGGCUCCAGGGAAGGGGCUCCAGAGCCUGUGGAGAGUUCCUGGUGCCUCUGGGCCCAGUCUCUGGUGCCUCUCUGCAGCUGAACCUCUCCUGGGACAUGUGUCCUGCCCUCAGUUUGUGACUCUCCAUAAUGGUUGCAUCAUAAAUGACCUUUGGCAGCCAUGGUUGUGGUCUCCGAUGUUGUGGCAGAUACAUCCCAGUCUGGAGUUUCCCACAGUUAUGUUGUAUUAUCCAAAAAUUUAACUUUCUAACUAGCCAAGGUUGUUAAAUUUUUCCUUUCAUAUAGUAUCCUUAGUCCUUAGUAACAUCUACACCUGGAUAAACAUCCCAUUUGCUUUUGGAAUUGGAGACACUUUGUGUGUGGUUCCCUCAUCCUGUGGCUUGCUGCACAGGUCCCCACAUUGCCUCUGGUGGCCCACAGUACUCAUUACCAGAUACUGCCUCUUCCUGCUCCUUGUGAAUAUCUAUUUUCUCAUAGAGUAAACAUCUAUUUCUUUAAAAAAAAGAAAAGAAAAGAAAUAUCUCACCCUUCUUCCCUCC